AUGCGCAGGAGUGCUGCCGACGGUCAGCUGCCCCUCAAGUGUCUCCUCGCCUGCUCGCAGCGUGGCUCAGAGACUUCAGGUGAGCAGCAGCAAAUUAAAAGGAGCAGCAGCAGCAGCAGCAACAGCAGCGGCAGCAGCAGCAGCAAAGAGAAAAUAGAUGCUCUUCCCCCAAAAGCCUUUUCGGAAAUCUUCGGCUCUGCUGCCACAGCUGUGACGAGGCCCCUUCUAGUCCUUAUUGACAGGGAGUUCGACCUCCUGACGAUGCUGCAGCACACGUGGCUCUACGGGGCCCUCAUCCAUGACUUGCUGAAGCUCAGACUCAACAGAGUCACUGUGACAACUCCAGGCGAAGGGGGAGCGGCCCCGACGACGAAGGUCUUUGACCUCGAGAAGCGGGACUUGUUCUGGAGAGACCACGCGUUUUCGCCUUUUCCCGUUGCUGCUGCUGCAGUCAGCCAAAUGCUGACAGAAUAUAAUUCGGAGCUGUCGAGGGUUGGGAGGGCCCCCCCCGACGCCUUUGCCCAGCCCGGCGCUGGGGACUUUUCUUCGGAGAUUCUGAAGGCCGUGGAUGUUCUCCCGGAUUUGGCGGAUAAGAAAAGAUCUCUCGACGCCCACACGACAAUUGCCACAGCUCUCGUUUCUGCUAUUAAGGAAAGGGCCCUUGAUAGGUUUUUCGAAGUUGAGCAAAGUUUCCCGCAGGAGCGAGAAGCAGCAGCAGCAGCAGCAGCGCAGCAAAGUGUUGCUGCUGCUGCUGCUGGGACUUUUGAAGACAAACUUCGCCUCCUCGCCUGUCUCUUUCUUUCCCGCCCCAAUUUCCCCGCGGCCACUUUUCAGACUCUCGUCUCCACUUUGGAGCAGCAAGGAGUUGACGUGGCUGCCCUCAACUUCCUCAAAAGAUUCAGCGUGUCUCUACAGCUGCUGCUCUCGAAGGCAUUGGCAGCAAAUUUCUGGACAAGGGCCGGGGCUUGCUGCAG
Molecule: messenger RNA, 974 nt
Organism: Eimeria tenella
Lineage: Eukaryota; Apicomplexa; Conoidasida; Eucoccidiorida; Eimeriidae
Product: sec1 family domain-containing protein, putative
Exons: 9
Biological process (GO): intracellular protein transport; endoplasmic reticulum to Golgi vesicle-mediated transport
Cellular component (GO): cytosol; Golgi membrane
Molecular function (GO): syntaxin binding
Source: RefSeq, a predicted model, not a curated record